AUGCCCUGUCUGGUGGUCGGCCUUCCCUUGUACGUGCUGGCACACUAUGGCCGUCGUGACUUUGUUUUUUCGACCGCCUCUGAGCGCGUGACACGGCCGACGCACAAGACGGAAUGGAACGUCGUUUCAGCCAACUUAACCCUCUUGCCAGAGAGUGUGGCCAAGCGCUACGGCCUGCGCCACACCCUGGAGCGCGCUCGCCAUUCGGCUGUGCGCAUCAUGUCUGCCAUACACACCACGGCCAACAAGGAGCUGCAUCGCGAAAUGCCCAUCCAAAACACCCUCAUGCACUUUCCCACUGCAGAUUUCGUCUGCUUUCAAGGCGUACAUGAUCACAACGCCUAUGACCGCCUACAGCAUGCCCUCAACAUCCACUUCCCCUACAUUCUCGGCGAUCCAGGGGUGUGGGUCUUUCGAAAAGGUCGCCUGGUCAUGGGAUCAGGCCUCAUGCUGGCCUCAAAGUACCCAAUCAUGGCUGCGCGCUACGUGGAGUUUGCACGCGCACCGCUUGGCCGCCAUGGCCGAUCCCAGGGUGUGCUGCAAGCUAAAAUCUUCCUUUCCAAAAAGCGCCGCACACGUGUCGGCCAUCGCCGCACCGUGGCUUACAUCCAUCUCACGCAUCUGAAGAUGAACAUGUCACGCAAAGAAAAGGCCGGGCUCCUGGAUCAGCUUGAGAAGCACGUGGCAGACUUUCGGCAUGAUACCCAUGUCAUGGAGCACGAGGUGGUUGGGUUUCAAAUCUUGGCUGGUGAUCUGGGCUUUGAUAACACGGGAACCGACUCGGCCUGCAAGCAUCCCAUCUUGCGACAAUAUCACGACGUGUUUCGACAGUCGGUGGGCAAGGAUGUGCCACACUCCAUUGGCACCAGGUUGCAGCCACAGCAAAUCGCGCUGGCGCAAGAGCCUCGCCUUUUGCGCAACAUGCUUUUAGAUCCCGAGGAGCGGGCGCACUUGAUCCAGCCCUGUACACACCACGACACACGGCGGUCGUCGCGGCGUGCGUCUGAACUGGGGGACAGCGAUGCACUCGAGAUGGAGGCGCAGGCCAAAGUGCCCGGUGCUGGACGCACGUCCUACGUUUUGCUCCAGCACGCCACGCCGCCCCAGCUCCCAGCUCACCCCCAGCAGACAAAUGUGAUUACUGCCCUGGCCGGUCAAGCCUGUCAUCUGCCCGUCCACCUCAUGUUUACACUGGGCGAAUCCGACGACAGUCAUCAAACGGCCCUCUCCAUGGCUCUCAAGGGCAGCAGUGCGCCAACACCAGAGCCGGACAUGCCUGCCAUGGUCUGGAAGGCCCUGAUGCAUCGUCUGAUGCUGCUUGGCAAUAGGCUUCACUUGUCCAACGGCGACCUCCGAUCCCAGAGCGUCAACUCCUUUUUAAACCCGCCCAAUCGUGGCAUCGGUGGAGGUGGCAGUUCUGUCAACGUGCCCAGCUUGGCAGCGGCAUACGUGGGUGCACAAACGACACAAAAUGGGGUGGAUGACGACGAUGAUCUGGCCCUCUUUCAGACCCAUUUUUAUCGCGGUUGCAUUCGCAUUGGCACCACCAAGGCCGAGGCACGGAUUGAUGAGCUGGAUUUGGACUCGGCCUCGGCAACCUCUUCCGAGGGUGAAAACUCGACAAACUUUGUGGUUGAUGUCUCCGAGGUUUGA
Messenger RNA from Monosiga brevicollis MX1, 1653 nucleotides. RefSeq lists its product as uncharacterized. Bases 1 to 1653 code for a protein of 550 amino acids. The transcript has 6 exons. Gene Ontology annotation, cellular component: cytoplasm. NCBI's taxonomy places the organism in Eukaryota, Choanoflagellata, Craspedida, Salpingoecidae. The record is from RefSeq and is a predicted model, not a curated record. Gene Ontology annotation, molecular function: sphingomyelin phosphodiesterase activity.